AAUUUCAGCGCGACGAUGUCAUGUCCCAACAACCAGACUGGAAACUCUUUUUUUGUGGACUCCCUGAUCAACGUGAGAGCCGACGCGGCUCCGUAUUACCAGACCAACAGUUUGUAUUUGGCCCCGGGCUCGGAAUAUUCGUAUGGACUCUCCGGUGGCUCCUGUUUCCCGGCGCUCGGGAAGCGCAGCGAGCCGACGACCCAAAGCGCGGUGCCCUCGUCUACUGCGUACGCGCAGGGCAUGGAGACGUGGCUGGAGACGUCCAGGUCCUGCAGGGUGGAUCCGCCCGGCGCCCAGCACUUGGCUCAGUGUUCAUUCUCACCAAGCAUCAAGGAGGAGAGCGCGUGCUGCCUUUACGAGGCUGAAAAAUGUCCUAAAGGAGUCACGGUAGAUGACAUUUCCUAUUCCAGCGGCGGUGGCGGCACCGUGCCAGUGCCGGGCUACUUCCGGCUGUCUCAGACUUACAACACGUCCUCCAGGCUUUAUCACGACAUUCAACCCAACAUGACUCAUUUUAAUCUGAAGCGAGCCGCCCUCCCGGAGUGCCAUCCCUCCCAGACCCCCCAACCUGGCUCCCAGGAGCCGGAGCGCACGGAGAACCACGAGGAGGCGCCGACGGCUGGCUCUGCGCUCCGGUGCGCACCAGCCAGAGAGGAGGACAGCCGCCUGUCCUCGGAGAGGUCCUGCUCCCCGGAGCCAGCAGAGACGCGCAGCUCAGAGUGUCCAGAUAAAAGCGUGAAAGGAGAUGGGAAAGUGGAGAGCACGGCCAACUGGCUCACAGCGAAGAGCGGCAGGAAGAAGCGCUGCCCUUACACCAAACACCAGACCCUGGAGCUGGAGAAGGAGUUCCUCUUCAACAUGUACUUGACGCGGGAGCGCCGUCUGGAGAUCAGCCGCAGCGUGCACCUCACCGACAGGCAGGUCAAGAUCUGGUUCCAAAACAGGAGGAUGAAACUGAAAAAGAUGAGCCGGGAGAACCGGAUCCGAGAGCUCUCCACCAACUUCACUUUCUCCUGAGACUGUCGGGGGAAAAAACUAAAGAAGACAAAAUCAAAUAAAAGACCUUCAUCCAUGGAGAGGACGCCGGCCCCUCCCAGCUGAGAGAAUGUCCAUGGAAUGUAUAAAUAUGUGUAUUUAC
Molecule: messenger RNA, 1138 nt
Organism: Nematolebias whitei (Rio pearlfish)
Lineage: Eukaryota; Metazoa; Chordata; Actinopteri; Cyprinodontiformes; Rivulidae
Product: homeobox protein Hox-A10b
Exons: 2
Coding region: 16-1017 (333 amino acids)
Biological process (GO): regulation of transcription by RNA polymerase II
Cellular component (GO): nucleus
Molecular function (GO): RNA polymerase II cis-regulatory region sequence-specific DNA binding; DNA-binding transcription factor activity, RNA polymerase II-specific
Source: RefSeq, a predicted model, not a curated record